Molecule: messenger RNA, 1128 nt
Organism: Centropristis striata (black sea bass)
Lineage: Eukaryota; Metazoa; Chordata; Actinopteri; Perciformes; Serranidae
Product: regenerating islet-derived protein 3-alpha-like
Exons: 6
Coding region: 1-768 (255 amino acids)
Molecular function (GO): signaling receptor activity
Source: RefSeq, a predicted model, not a curated record
AUGCCGACCACACUCCCAUUCAUCACCAUCAGCAUCAUCAGCAUCAUCACCAUGAAGGCGCUCCUCGUGUCUCUGACACUCGCCACCUUGGUGGCCCUGAGCCGAGCCAUGCCGCACAACAACACCACCACUCAUGACGUCGGCAUGUCCCGGCAAUGGGGCCUCUGCGCGUACAAGAGGGCUCACCUAGUGCCCAGGCCAGGACAGUUCAUCCCGCAGUGCGACGAUAAUGGUAACUUCCUCCCGCAGCAGUGCGACGGCUCCACCGGGUACUGCUGGUGCGUCGACAUCAUCUACGGAGAGGAGAUACCGAACACGAGGACGCCACCGGGGGUCACACCCAUCGACUGUGCGUCGCACUUCUGUCCGAUUGGCUGGUCCCGCUUAGGAAAACGGUGUUUCAAGUUCAUGAGCGAGCCGAAGAGUUGGAUCGGAGCCGAGUCUUACUGUCUGUUUGAAUCGGCCAACCUGGCGUCAGUCCACAGUCCAGAUGAGAAUUACUUCAUCCAGUCUCUGACCAAAGAACACACCGCCAACUUCCCCCAUACCUGGAUCGGCGGCCAUGACACCAUAUAUUAUGGACAUUGGAUGUGGAGUGAUGGCUCCAUGUUUGACUACACUGACUGGACCAUGGAGAAGAACAUCAGGGGAAACUGCCUGAUGAUGAAUUAUGGAUACCAGAGGCAGUGGAACUGCUACUCCUGCGACGAGGAGCUGCCUUUCGUUUGUGCCAAGAUGAUGGAUUUGAAGUCGGGGAGCGGACACUGAAGAGGUCUGAGGCUUUGUGCGCCACAUCUAACCAGUUUCUCUCCUAUCUGCAUUAAUUCAUUGUGAAAUCAUUGUAAAGGUUUGUGUCAACGGAUCAGAGGAUUCUGAAUCUGUACGGAGACUGUAGUGCAUGAAAAGGAAAAUAUGAAUGUGAUGUCCAAAUGAAGCUUCAUAAACCAUUGGCUGGACUUGUUGGUCCCACUAGAUGGUGCUCUCAGUUGAAAGAAAAUGGUUCAACGAAUGGCAAUAGAAUAGAGAGUGCCCUCUAGUGGGCAGAAACUGGUAAAUGAAGCUUCAUUUAGCAUUCACUAGGAAGUGUUUCGUAAAUUCCUCCUUAAAAUUUGUAACUUCUGCCUUCAA